Episyrphus balteatus (marmalade hoverfly) is the source of this 1763-nucleotide messenger RNA. RefSeq lists its product as uncharacterized. Bases 154 to 1515 code for a protein of 453 amino acids. NCBI's taxonomy places the organism in Eukaryota, Metazoa, Arthropoda, Insecta, Diptera, Syrphidae. Gene Ontology annotation, biological process: long-chain fatty acid metabolic process; fatty-acyl-CoA biosynthetic process. Gene Ontology annotation, molecular function: long-chain fatty acid-CoA ligase activity. The transcript has 2 exons. The record is from RefSeq and is a predicted model, not a curated record.
UAAAUCAAAAUGAAAAUUUAUACCGAAUCAUGGACCAAUUAUAAUCUUAAAACAUUUAAAAUUCUUAUAAAAACCCUAAGAAGCUUGUUUUGCUAAUUCAGUGUCAGAGUUAAUUUUAACAAGUUAUCACCAAAGCUUAUCAUUUUUCAAAGAAUGGAAACAAUUUACAAUGAUGUUGAAAAAAUCUGGAGCACUCCGAAUCUUGACAUUGAGCACCGAGGUCUUGGUCAAGCUAUUUUAACAAAAUUAAAAGAUGACAACCACGACAGAAUUUUGGAAGUGUUUUAUGAUAAAGGAAUUUCGUUAACAGUUGGUGAUGUUCGUCAACAAACAAUAAAAGUUGCACAGAAUUUGCAACGAAUUGGACUGAAGAAAGGUGAUACAGUAGUGAUUUACUCAAUGUUGAACAAAAUGAUUACUUCAAUUGCUUUUGCUUUGUAUACUAUUGGAGCACCGGUUAAUUUUUUUGAGACAAAUCUUGAAGGAGAUGACAUCAAUCAAAUUCUUCAGCAAAUUGAUCCAGUACUCAUAAUUUUUGAGGAAGAAUAUCGAUCAAAGCUUUUUACAGCAAUUAAAGAUUCAAAACUUUCUAACUUGAAACAUGUUCUUAGUCUUGAUUCUGAUGUUACUCCCUCAGUCGAAGAAGUUCUAUUUCAAGAUUGUGGAAGCAUCAAUAGCUUCGAAGUACCCAAAAUCGAAGAUCCAACUACCCAUCCAGCUACUUUAUUGCUAACCUCAGGUACAACAAGAUUACCCAAGAUCAUGGUGCUCUCUCAUGCCGUAAUGAUGGAAGGCAUUUAUUCUUGGUAUAAUCUUGAAAAUGGAAUGAAAAUAUUUUCAUUUAGUCCGGUUCGAUGGAUAAGUCAAGUGUCACUCAUGUUGCAACCUGUAUUCUUUGAUGUUCAACGAUUCUACACGUCACAAAAUCCAUCUGGAGAAUUGGGCAGAGACAUCAUCGACACCUGCAAGAUCACUCAUUUUUUAACUGUUCCUACAAAUUAUCCACCAAUUCUCAAAGCAGCCGAACUUUCCGGCAAUCCGGACAGUUUAAGUUCACUGAAAAUAGCUGCAGUUGGUGGUGAAGUGGUAUCAGAAGCUUUGAUAGAUCAUUUUUCAAAAGCUCUGCCAAAUUGUAGACCAGUUAAAUGCUAUGGAAUGACUGAAUUAGGUGGUUUGUGUGCUUCAGAUGAAGAUAUCACCAAAAAAGGUGUUAACGGAGGGGCUUUAAAGAAAGGUUUUAUGGCAAAAAUCGUUGAUGGCAAUAUGAAGCCCCUUGGACCUAACGAAAUGGGUCAACUGCUUAUGAAGAGAAAUUCACUACCUUAUCUGAAGUAUUUAAAAAAUGAUACAGCUAAUAGAGAGAACUUUGUAGAAGGAGGAUGGUUGAAAACCGGUGACUAUGCGUACAUGGAUUCGGAUCAUCUCUUAAAUAUUGUUGCACGAUGUAAGGAUUUAAUUCGAUCAAGUAGAAACAUUGUAAAUUCAAGAACUCCUUUGUAUUUGGUCAAGUACUGAUGUUUUUACAAAACUUGUUUUCAGAUAAUUCCGGGCUCAAUUGAAACUGUUAUAGGAAGUCAUCCAAAUGUGGAGCUUUGUGCUCUUAUUGGACACCCCAAUCCCGAAAAUUCAAAUGAUGAAAUAGGAACUGUUUUCGUUUCUCUUCGAAAUGAUAAAGUCUCGCAGAAAAUCGAAGACGAUUUAAGAAAGCUCCUUGAGGUGAAAUGUACAAAGGAAGAGAUACAAGUAGUUCGGAACAUUAAAAU